GCUCCCCUUGCCUACUCCCACGCGGCCGCGGCCACCACACGGUCCGCCGCCGUCGUCCCGCUCACCCCUCCAACACAUGGCGCCGCCGCAGCAGCUGGUGCUCGCGGCCUCCUCCGCCGACGCCGGCGUGGCCGCGUGGGACCUCCGCACGGGCGCCGAGGCCAUCCGCCACCGCACCUGCGCCUCCCGUCCGCGCUCCCUCGCGGUCGUCGCCGACCGCUUCCUCGCCGCCGCCCAGGCCCCCGCCGGCAACUCGGCCCCCAUCCACUACUACCACUGGGACAAGCCUCAGGUGGCCGUCAAGAGCUUCCCCGUCGAGCCGAUACGCGCGCUCAUUGCUGACCCAGAGGGGAGCUACCUCAUCGGCGGUGGGGUAUCCGGCGACAUAUUCUUUUGGGAGGUGGCUAGUGGGGAGUUGCUUGUCCAGUGGCAUGCACAUUAUCGUGCUGUUAGGUGCCUUGCGCUCUAUGACUUUUUGCUUGUCUCGGGGUCUGAAGAUGGUAGCAUCAAAGUUUGGGAUCUCCUCACGAUGCUUGACGAACAAUCAAGAUUAGAGGCAAAGACACAACACAUAUAUAGCCUUAACCAGCAUGCACUGCCUGUAACUGAUGUUGCUUGCUUUCAUGGAGCAAAUGCUGUAUCAUCUUCAGAGGAUCGCACCUGUAAAAUUUGGAGUCUAUCUGAGGGUAGGAUGCUAAGAAGCAUUUUAUUUCCUGCUAUUAUCGAUUCUAUUGCGUUAGACCCAAGAAGUCAUAUUUUCUAUGCUGGUGGUAGAGAUGGAAAGAUAUAUGUUACUGCUAUGGGAGUUGAGGUCACCUCUCCUAGUAGUGAUGAUUCAUCUAUUAUUGGGGCUUUGGAUGACCACAGCAAGGCAGUAACCAGCUUAGCAUCGAGCACUGAUGGACUUGUAUUGAUCUCUGGAUCUGAGGAUGGUAAUGUUCGAGUUUGGGAUACAAGAAGUCAGCAAGUAAUCCGAAAGUUCAAACAUUCCCAAGGUCCAGUGACAAAUGUUCUCUUAGUAACGCCAAAACGAGUAAAUCUUCCAUCGCUACAGUCACUACGUAAAGUUAGCUCAGCAAAUGGAGAAUCUGAAUCACGGGCUGUAAUUGUGCCCCAGCCUGAAAAUGAUGUCCACAUUGCUGGAAACUCCAGUUCCAACUUUCUGGAGUGCUGCCUGGAUGCACUUCAGCCUGGUGGUUCGUCUAGAUUGUUUGAAUCUGGGGCCAGUACUCUUUGUGGUGCACCAAACCAACAGGGUGUAGAAUGGAGGAGUAAAUACUUGGAAUUACAGGACCUCUUUGUGCGUGAGGUUCUUGAUCAGAUGCCGUCUUCAAAGAAUACAUAACAUUAUGCAAUGGGCUAUUAUGGUGAUUGCUUCCAAUUGAGGUGAGAGGAACUCGUGCAGGAAAUCAUGACCAGUUUUAGUCAACAUAUGAGUUGGUUGAGUGUAACAUCAAAUUUGGCAACGGUGGAAGGGUGAGCAGGGGACUAUGCCUCCCCAAUGACUCCAUGAGUCCAUUGGAACUACUACUGUAGCUUCAGCAAAUUUUAAACUGACUUAUCACUACCGACCUCAGCUCCUCACAAAAGAUAAUUUUUAUUGUUUCUCUGGCUCCACUGAAAUUUUGCAGGUACUUUGUAUUCUGGCUUGUGUUAACAUGUGUCAAAAAAACAUCUGAAACUAGAUACCCUGUUGCCACGGGAUUUACAGCUGUUAAAUAGAGAAGAUCGUACUCUGCCUUGCUAUUUCCAAGUAUAAACACAGUAGCAGACGGACGUAGGCUCUGUUUUGUUCACUAAAAGAAAAUUUUUGAAUGUCAUAUCGGAUAUUUAACUGGAUACUGGAA
Messenger RNA from Oryza brachyantha (malo sina), 1847 nucleotides. Its product is annotated as protein ROOT INITIATION DEFECTIVE 3-like. Gene Ontology annotation, biological process: rRNA processing; DNA-templated DNA replication. The record is from RefSeq and is a predicted model, not a curated record. NCBI's taxonomy places the organism in Eukaryota, Viridiplantae, Streptophyta, Magnoliopsida, Poales, Poaceae. Gene Ontology annotation, cellular component: nuclear pre-replicative complex. The coding region runs from base 77 to 1345 and encodes 422 amino acids. Gene Ontology annotation, molecular function: protein binding. The transcript is spliced from 9 exons.